This is a messenger RNA of Paramecium tetraurelia, 561 nucleotides long. RefSeq lists its product as uncharacterized. The transcript has 2 exons. The record is from RefSeq and is a predicted model, not a curated record. NCBI's taxonomy places the organism in Eukaryota, Ciliophora, Oligohymenophorea, Peniculida, Parameciidae.
AUGUAAAAUUAUUAUUAAUUGCCUUUAUCCCCAAGAUAGUUUGUUAGUCACAACAAUUGUAAUUUAAAUCAAUCUCCAAGGCAUUAUGCUUAAGUUCCAAUCUCGAUUGUACCAUAAUAGGCUUAAGUUGUUGAUUUAAAAUAGUAUGAAUAAAAAUGGAUGAAAAAAAUAUAACAAUUAGAGGAGGAAUUAUGUUAUAGUUAACAAAAGGCUUCAUAUUUAGAAAAAGAAUAUGAAGAUUUGGCUUCUGAAGCCUAAGGUUACAAGGAGGAAAUUAGAAAGUUAAAAUCAAACUUAUAUCAAUGUGAUAAAUUAGAUUUAAUGAAUCAAAUGAGUAGAACUUAAGAAAAUAACACUAUUAGUACAGCAUUGGAUUCAGAGAGAAGACUUGAUGAUAAAGAAGAUAAUUUGAAAGAUUAAAUUAUUGAAUUACAAAAAGUCAUCAUAAAACUAUAGAGAGAGUCAUCAUAAAACAAAAUAGAAGCCAUCAAAUGGAAGAAUAAAUAUAUUGAAAUUAAUAAAUUAUACAAUGAAUUAUUAAUAGAAAGACAAAAACCAUGA